GAUCUACAUUAGAGACUCAGGUUUUGAAACAACUUGAGCUAAAACUCUCCAGUUCUUAGUUUCGUUAUUCUUUAAAGGACUAAGAUGACGAAUUAAACUUUUUUUUGGCUAAUAUUUGUUAUUGCUGCAGAUCUGCGUCUCCCUAUUAAAUCACCAUUAGGGUCCUGUUGCUGUGCCCACCCACAGCAGGGACACUUCAGGGAGGGACUUUCUCUCCACAUUAACCAGUGAGCCGCCUGAGAGACAGAGGGAUGUCAGCAUGCUCUCAGAAUGGAUCUAUGUGCUCCUCCUGCGGGUCUUCUGAAGAGCUCUGCAGCCUCCAGUCAGCUGGCUCAGGUUUAUGAUCAAUCUGAGGAGAAAUCUGAGGAGAAAUAAGACCUGGAUGGACAGGUCAGGAGCGUUGGAUUUAUUUAACGCAUCCUCCCAGGAUUUAUCGGCCUGAAGACUCCCUCUCUGGGUCGGAUGAAAUAAAGAGAGAAUGUAUGGAAUAAACCAGCGCUGUGUUUACAUAUCCUUCCAUUUCUUCGUGCUGUGGUGCCAUGCUCAGGGGGAGAAUCACCCGUCUCCUAAUUUUAAGCAGUAUGUGAGGACGCAGGGCGCAGUGACGGACCAGCUGAGCCGCAGGCAGGUCCGGGUCUACCAGCUCUACAGCCGCACCAGCGGGAAGCACGUGCAGAUCCCGGGCCGCAGGGUGAGCGCCACCGCGGAGGACGGGAACCUGUUCGCUCGCCUCUUUGUGGAGACGGACACCUUUGGCAGUCGAGUGAGAAUCAGAGGUGCAGAAAGUGGGCGCUACCUCUGCAUGAACCGGAAGGGCAAACUUGUUGGAAAGCCCAACGGCCGGAGCAGGGACUGUAUCUUCACAGAGAUCGUACUGGAGAACAAUUACACGGCGUUCCAGAAUGCCAAGUAUGACGGCUGGUAUGUGGCUUUUACCAGGAAAGGGAGGCCCAUCAAAGCGUCCAGGACGAGGGAGAACCAGAGGGAGGUCCAUUUCAUCAAGAGGCUCCACACGGGCCCGCCCCCCUUCCCAAACACAGACCAAAGCAAACACUUUGAGUUCAUCCGAUUUCCGGCCACUCGUCGAGCGAAGCGAAACAGGAAAUCACCUCCUAUCUCUUCCUAACACGCAGCAACAGAAAUGGACUGAUGACAGUUGUGAUAUAGGAAGAGGACAUACAAUUUUAUUUUUGUAUAUUUUUGAUAGGCAAAAGAUGGUUAUAUGCCAUAAAUCUAAAGUAAUAUUGCUGUAAAAUGUAAAUACAGAAAGAGAGUAAAGAACAAAUGAUUGUAUUUAAUGGUCCUGUGUGUCUGUGCUGACUGAGCUGCAUUACAAACGGCAACAUGACUUAACUACCUAGAUGUUUCUGUCAUAUGGACAACUACAUUUCCACGGAUACAAAACAGCGCAGAGUUAACAUUCUGCAUGAACUGUGAACCAAAAUACAUUGAUAACAUAGUCAAGAAGUUACAGGAUUCUUAUGGUUUCCUUAUUAUUUGACUCUGUUUCAUGCAGCGGGUGAAUGAAAUGAUGCUCAAACCAAAUGGAACUCUAAAGGCAGUUGCGAUGUCUGUAGCCGACCAGCCUGUAGCCAAUACUGAAAUCUCUCAUUCGGCAAUUCAACAGGCCAGUUUUCAUUACAAUGUAAUAGAGCGCAAAAUAUGUUUCAUCUUCUGAUCUCAAACGGCAGGAAUGAAUCAAAGGAAUCUAAAUGAGUGAAUUUGGGAUUAUUGUAUCAUGUCAAACUGAUUCUCUAGCAGAACAGUUGUUAUAUGUGCACACCUUUGUUCUAUCAUGAACUGUUAACGUGUCUCUCCCUUGUACACUAUAUUAUGCACGAUACAAUAAUCAACUUUUCUUAUAUGUUUAUAAUAAUUGAACUUCCCACCUUAUGUUCUUUUAAUGAAAUAUGACAUUUGUCAAUGUUAAAAAAGAAUAAAAACCUCUUUAGAAGGA
Gymnodraco acuticeps is the source of this 1957-nucleotide messenger RNA. It is a transcript of the gene fgf17, whose product is annotated as fibroblast growth factor 17. NCBI's taxonomy places the organism in Eukaryota, Metazoa, Chordata, Actinopteri, Perciformes, Bathydraconidae. The transcript is spliced from 5 exons. The record is from RefSeq and is a predicted model, not a curated record. Gene Ontology annotation, molecular function: type 1 fibroblast growth factor receptor binding; growth factor activity; type 2 fibroblast growth factor receptor binding. The coding region runs from base 479 to 1126 and encodes 215 amino acids. Gene Ontology annotation, cellular component: cytoplasm. Gene Ontology annotation, biological process: regulation of cell migration; fibroblast growth factor receptor signaling pathway; positive regulation of gene expression.